Jatropha curcas is the source of this 3625-nucleotide messenger RNA. RefSeq names its product histone chaperone HIRA-like protein (gene HIRA). Gene Ontology annotation, molecular function: nucleosome binding; protein binding. Gene Ontology annotation, biological process: DNA-templated transcription; chromatin remodeling; regulation of DNA-templated transcription. Gene Ontology annotation, cellular component: chromatin; nucleus; HIR complex. The record is from RefSeq and is a predicted model, not a curated record. NCBI's taxonomy places the organism in Eukaryota, Viridiplantae, Streptophyta, Magnoliopsida, Malpighiales, Euphorbiaceae.
UUUUUUUUUUUUUGGAUUACGACAAAUUAGGUGAGCUGGGUUUGAUUAUAGUGCAAUUGGGGGUUUCUAGUGUUGAAGAAAGCUAUGAAUUUUGAUACCCUUUUGGAGGUUUAGCGAAGAGUGAAGGAGGAGCUGUUUGGGUUUGUACAAACUAAAGAAAGAUGAUUGCAGAGAAACCCAGUUGGGUUAGACAUGAGGGAAUGCAGAUUUUCUCCAUUGACAUUCAACCUGGUGGUCUCAGAUUUGCUACUGGCGGAGGUGACCACAAGGUUCGGAUAUGGAACAUGAAAUCUGUUAGCAGGGACUUGGAGGUUAAUGAACCAAUACAGAGGCUUCUUGCAACUCUUCGUGAUCACUUUGGAUCAGUCAAUUGCGUUAGGUGGGCUAAGCAUGGUCGGUAUGUUGCAUCUGGAUCUGAUGAUCAGGUGAUUUUAGUUCAUGAAAGGAAGCCUGGUUCAGGUACCACUGAGUUUGGCAGUGGAGAGCCACCAGACGUUGAGAACUGGAAGGUUGCGAUGACUUUGAGAGGGCAUACUGCAGAUGUGGUGGAUCUUAAUUGGUCUCCAGAUGACUCCAUAUUGGCUAGUGGGAGUUUGGACAACACUGUCCAUGUUUGGAAUAUGAGCAAUGGCAUUUGCACAGCUGUUCUUAGAGGCCACUCUAGCCUGGUUAAAGGAGUAGCUUGGGAUCCUAUUGGCUCCUUCAUAGCGAGUCAAUCUGACGAUAAGACAGUUAUCAUAUGGCGGACAAGUGACUGGAGUCUGGCCCAUAGAACAGAUGGCCACUGGGCAAAAUCACUUGGUUCUACAUUUUUUAGGCGGCUUGGAUGGUCCCCUUGUGGUCAUUUCAUAACUACUACUCAUGGUUUCCAGAAGCCAAGGCAUUCUGCACCUGUUCUAGAGAGGGGGGAAUGGGCUGCCACAUUUGAUUUCUUAGGACAUAAUGCACCAAUCAUUGUGGUGAAGUUUAAUCAUUCCAUGUUUAGAAGGAAUUCGGCUAGUGCUCAGGAAGUGAAAGCUGCACCGGUUGGGUGGGCCAAUGGGGCCUCUAAGAUUGGAGGGAAAGAAUCACAGCCAUAUAAUGUUAUUGCUAUCGGGAGUCAGGAUCGCACUAUAACUGUGUGGACAACUGCAAGUCCGCGGCCUCUUUUUGUGGCAAAACAUUUUUUCACUCAAAGUGUUGUAGAUUUGUCCUGGAGUCCUGAUGGUUAUUCACUUUUCGCCUGUUCCUUGGAUGGGACAGUUGCUACUUUCCAUUUUGACAUGAAAGAGCUUGGACACAGGCUGAGUGAUGCUGAGCUUGAUGAGCUAAAGAGAAGUCGUUAUGGUGAUGUCCGAGGUCGCCAAGCAAACUUAGCAGAGAGUCCAGCACAGUUAUUGCUUGAAGCAGCUUCAGCCAAGCAAACAGCAACGAAAAAAGUGGUGCCAGAUAUUCAGCAAAAUCAGAUGCCUGUAAAAUCUUCAGUUGACUUGGGGGUGACAACAAAGACUUCUGAGCAAGUUGAUGAUGGGAAAAAAAGUGUGGCAGCUGCAGGUGAUGGGUUAAAUAAAGCAGCAACUUCUGCUAGGAUUUCUAGUCCUGUGAAACAAAGAGAAUAUAGGCGUCCUGAUGGCAGAAAGAGAAUCAUUCCUGAAGCAGUAGGUGUACCCAAUCAGCCAAAUACAAUAACUGGUGGGGUGCAGUCUCAGGCACUUGAUUUCCCUCUUGUGACAACUAAUCAUGGAAAAGAUGAAAAUGGGGUAGUUCCUGCUGAUGGCGGCAUGCGAGAAGGUUCUCUCAGAGGAACAUUAGGCAGAAGCUUUGAUUCAAAGGAUCGUUCUGGGGUCACUGCCAGGGCUACAAUUGCAGAGAGCUUGGUAAUUGAGAAGGUUCCAGGCUCUUCGGAAAGAGAUGGUAGCAUCAUUGUGGAGCAGUCUGGGAGUGUGAAGGCCUCCAGUUCCUCUAAUGCUCAUACUACACCUCUUUCAAUUAGGGUAUUUGAUAAGAAAGUAGGGGAAGAUACUAUUCCAAUUUGCUUGGAAGCUCGUCCUAGAGAACAUGCUGUAAAUGACAUUAUUGGGGUGGGAAGUACAUGUAUGAUGAAAGAAACGGAAAUUGUUUGCACAAGAGGGGCUCAAACUCUUUGGUCUGAUAGGAUCUCAGGAAAAGUCACAGUUUUAGCUGGAAAUGCAAACUUCUGGGCUGUUGGGUGUGAAGACGGAUGUCUACAGGUUUACACAAAGUGUGGGCGACGUGGCUUGCCAACCAUGAUGAUGGGAUCUGCAGCAACCUUUGUAGACUGUGAUGAGUGUUGGAAGUUGUUAUUGGUCACAAGGAAGGGAUCGUUGUAUGUAUGGGAUCUACUCAACCGCAACUGUCUUCUUCAGGACUCUUUGGCUUCCCUAAUUGCUUCAGAUCCAAACUCGUGUGCAAAAGGAACAAUCAAAGUUAUAUCUGCAAAGUUAUCGAAAUCUGGUUCUCCCCUUGUUGUUUUGGCUACACGCCAUGCCUUCCUGUUUGACAUGAAUCUUAUGUGUUGGCUGAGGGUGGCAGAUGACUGCUUCCCUGCAUCAAAUUUUGCUAGCUCUUGGAAUCUUGGUUCAAUUCAGAGUGGUGAGCUUGCUGCAUUGCAGGUGGAUGUUAGAAAAUAUUUGGCCAGAAAGCCAGGUUGGAGCAGGGUGACAGAUGAUGGAGUGCAGACACGGGCUCAUUUGGAGUCUCAGUUAGCAUCCUCUUUGGUUUUGAAGUCCCCAAAUGAAUAUCGCCAGUGCCUUCUGUCUUACAUACGCUUCCUAGCGAGAGAAGCAGACGAAUCUCGUUUGCGAGAGGUAUGUGAAAGUUUUCUUGGACCUCCCACUGGGAUGGCUGAAUCCACAUCUUCAGAUACACAGAAUUUGGCCUGGGAUCCUUAUGUGCUUGGAAUGAAAAAACACAAACUCUUGAGAGAAGAUAUUCUUCCAUCAAUGGCAUCAAAUAGAAAGGUCCAGCGAGUACUCAAUGAGUUUAUGGAUCUUCUUUCUGAAUUUGAAAGCAAUGAAGCUAAUCUUGACCCAAAAAAUUCACCAAGAGAAAAAUUGUCAAAACCAGCAACUAAUCAAAUGGACGUAGACCAGUCAGCAACAGAUCCAAAGAACUGUGCCUCACCACAAAAGAUAUCUGCCGAACCAGCAACAGAUCACACGGGUUCUGCACCAAUGAGAAUAAACGAAGUCAAUCCUACUCCAUUAGCAAUUGCUCAAGUAGACUCAGAUCCAAUAUUGACUGAUCAAGUUAUUCCAGACUCGCCAGCUGCAGAUACAGGUCCUUGAAUUCUUCACAUUCUAACUAAUACCAGUAGUCUUAUAAAAACAUUAGCAGGCUAACAUGUGAUAUUGCUGAAAGUGGAUCGAGGUGCAUGUUAAGGUUAAUUCAGUUCAUGCCCCCUACACCACUUCAUGCCCAGUGACUCUUCAAGGUAUUUGCAAUGAGAGCUUUCUCUUUAAUGAUUCUUUGAAGCUGCACGUGUAUGUAACAAAAAGAUUCUCAUUGUUGAGUAGAGAUUUUGAAUGUCCUUACUUAUAGCUUUUGUAAUCAACAUGGUGAAUGUUAUUUUCUUGUACAAUAUUACGCAUAAAUACGAAUUAGAUCUUUCGAGUGCUCGUCCUCA